Nestor notabilis (Kea) is the source of this 179-nucleotide messenger RNA. RefSeq names its product succinate dehydrogenase cytochrome b560 subunit, mitochondrial-like. The record is from RefSeq and is a predicted model, not a curated record. Gene Ontology annotation, cellular component: membrane. The annotation marks the transcript as partial. Lineage: Eukaryota; Metazoa; Chordata; Aves; Psittaciformes; Psittacidae. The transcript has a single exon.
GUAGAAAUCUUGACUAUAUGAUUCCCUUCAGUCUGGCUGCACUGGUGCUGCCCCAGCACUUCCAUCACUGCCUGGCCGUGGUGAAGUUAAUCAGCCUGGGCCCUGUUCUCAUCUACUCAGCUAAAUUUGCUCUGGCUUUUCCCUUUUCCUACCACACUUGGAAUAGAGUCUGACACCUU